This is a messenger RNA of Gongylonema pulchrum, 638 nucleotides long. Lineage: Eukaryota; Metazoa; Nematoda; Chromadorea; Rhabditida; Gongylonematidae. The record is from the annotation of a GenBank genome assembly.
CGACACGUCCGCCAGAUCCGCGUCGUUUACGUGCUCGUUUUCAUUCCUCUGCGGAUCUUAUCCAUCGAUUGUUUGUGUGCAUAAGCGGUGUUGCCGAUCAGCUGCAGACAAAUUAUCCAGCCGAUUUGCGUCGCGUUCUCAAAAUGGUCCUGCAACCAGUUGAUGUUGUGCCCGUUUAUGAGGUACAUUUUUUGCGCCAUGGCGUUGUCGAUUUAUUCGGCUUGAUCAGCAGUGUUCGAUGGGUGCCCGACAGUGAUUGCGAGCAGUGCACCGCCUGUAGUGCUCCAUUCACCCUGGUCCGCCGCCGUCACCACUGCCGCAAUUGUGGACGGAUUUUCUGCUCCCGUUGCUCUUCCAAUUCAUUGCCGCUUCCGGAAUUAGGCUAUGACAGAAAGGUGCGUGUAUGUAAUCUGUGCUUUCUGUAUAAAAUUAAUCCGUUUUCACCUUGUCCCGGCGCACCAAACUCCUCUCGAAAUCAUCCUGAUAAUGGUAAUAAUAGCGCAGCUGCAGCUACUGCCGGUGGUAUGUCUUGGUUUCAUUUUUUGGCAUCCUUAUUGCGUUUGUAUUCUUCAAGUUACAAUAUUUUCCAUCGCGUAAUCAGUUUAGUCCAUUUAUGCGUUUUUGCUGUGCAGCUAUAG